Molecule: messenger RNA, 4733 nt
Organism: Thrips palmi
Lineage: Eukaryota; Metazoa; Arthropoda; Insecta; Thysanoptera; Thripidae
Gene: D12
Product: YEATS domain-containing protein 2
Exons: 13
Coding region: 236-4168 (1310 amino acids)
Biological process (GO): chromatin remodeling; regulation of transcription by RNA polymerase II
Cellular component (GO): NuA4 histone acetyltransferase complex
Molecular function (GO): histone binding
Source: RefSeq, a predicted model, not a curated record
AACGAGACUUAUUCCUGAUUUCAAAAAUCGCGGUAACGAAUCAGUAGUGAAUAUGAAAAGUUGUACGUGAGCAUGACAAUAAUACCACUAUGAGAAAUUCUUGAUGUUGGUGUCGCACCAAACCCGUACUCCCGCUGUGGGGCAGAAUCAUUCUUCAUGAACUUAAAUCUUUUGGCUCUUGUCAUGCAUCAGAAAUUUUAUUGUACGAUUGAAAGAAGCUGAGAAAAUAACUUCGAUGUCAUGCCAUAAACGGAAACCUGAUGAGGAGGAGCGGGAAAAAGGUAGCCCAUGCAAAGCUAAGCGAGCAUGUUUCCAAGAGGGAUCUCCUUCGAGCCAGACAGGGGCCAACCAGCUGUCAGAAAAGAAUGUACGAGUUUAUUCAGAUGCAGAGCGACAAAGAAUCCUUUCUAUAUUGGAAACUGAGUUUGAUAACGAACUUCAAGCUAAAGAAGAUGAAAUUAUGGAAGUCCAAGAAAGGAUUAUACAAACACAGAGAAUAUUGCAGUAUCUGUGCUAUGCUGUAGUGUCAGAUUUUUACAGUCGUGAGAAGACAAUUACUUCUGUUGCAAGUACACGACAACGUCGUAUCCAUCCAGCUGUGAAGAAACUGCUUUCUGGGAAGGGACCCCCUGGAGCCCCUGAUCUAGCUCAAAACGUUACAAUCCCAGCUGAAGGGUCUUUUGCUUCUAGCAGUUCUGGAAGUUCUAAACAUGUUGAAGUCAAAGACAAUGAUGUUUUGUCACGGAGUGUUAGUCCAGUCAGCUGUGAAAGUGUUUCAGGAAAAGAUAAAAAAGUACCACGAUACAUUCCACCUAAACCAAAAUUAAAGCCUAAUGCGGGUAAUGUGUCAGAACCCAUCAGAGGUGGUCAAAACAAAGUGAAAACUAUAUUGGUUGUUGGUAAUGUCUCAAAGUGGUUGCCCCCUGACUCCAGAGACGAUGCCGCCAGUCACAAAUGGAUGGUAUAUAUACGAGGGCCAAAAGGUGCCCCCAAUAUUUCUAGUUUUGUUUCCAAAGUAAGAUUUUUUCUUCAUCCCAGCUACCGUCCCAAUGAUGUUGUGCAAGUUGUGUGUCCUCCAUUUCAACUUUCAAGACGCGGAUGGGGUGAAUUUCCCAUUCGUGUUCAGGUUCAUUUUAGCAACAGCUUGAAUAAACCAGUCGAUAUCAUUCAUAAUCUCAAGCUUGAUAGAACAUACUCAGGACUUCAAACUUUAGGUUCUGAAACUGUUGCUGAAGUAUGGAUACAUAGAGAGCAGCCAACAGAAAUAAUUUUAGAGGAAAAGCCAAGUGAAACUACCUGUGACCCACUCAUUGUUAAAACAGAACCUGUUGAUGAAAUCGCUGAUUCUUCUUGGAGGGAAAAUGAAAUGACAAUUUCUACUAGUACUAACUUGUCUUCAAGUCAACAAGAAACUUCGGACAACUUAGAAAAAGAUGCAAAAAAUUCCAAUCCUUCUGCUGGAAAAAAUUCAAGGAUUCAUUUAAAACAAACUGAAAAAGAAGAAAGCCCUUCGAAGAAGAUUUUCAACUCUGUGGUAGCUGAGACAAAUUUAAUAGAUAACUUCUCAGCAGCUGACAAAAUUAAGCUCGAACCCUUGGAAAGAGAAAGGGAUUUAGUAUCAACUGAUGUUCUUAGUUCUUCAUUAGGUGACUCAAAACAAAGGAAGCCACUUCUGUCUUCGAUGAAUGUCUUACUGAGUCCCACAAAAGCCAUACUGACUGGGUCUUCAACAACUACAGUGUCACAAACAAACUCUUCUGUUGUUUGUUCUCCCUCAAAGUUGAUUACAAAUUCUAGUGCAUUACUAAGUUCACCAACGAAGCCUGGAACCCAACUUGUGAAAUGUGUUGAUAGUCAAGGUAAAGUUCGCCUCUUGCAAGUGAGGACUGAUGUUUUGCCAAAAAUUCUUAGGAAAGGCACUGCGACAAUUUCUACAACUCCACCGGCUGCACAAGAAAACUUGGCUAAACCAAUAGCGGGCACUCCUAGGAAGGAAUCAUCCUCCCAGCUUCCUGUCCCACAAAAUUUGAUAGCAGCACCUGAGACUCUCUCAGCAAAAGUUGUGCCACAAACUACAUCUCAUUUGCCUAUCCAAACUACAGCUCCAAUACCUAUUCAAACUUCUGCAACGCCAGCAACUCUUCAAGCGACUACUAAAAUUAUUCUCCCCUCAUCAAAAGUACCUGUACAGUCCAGUCAAACUCCUGUUAAAUCUCAGCCAUCUGCAGCACAAUCUGUGUUACAAGUGCCACCUCAAACAACUCCCAAGGUAGUACUGACAUCUCCUGUUAAAAUACAGGGUGGACCAAGACUCUCUCUUUCUCCCGGAGCUGGGCCAGUUCUUCGACUGGUUAGACCUGCUGGAAAUGCCAAUGUGCGACCAAUGUUGGUCCCGGCAAGCUCAGCCAACCAGCAAAUCAUAAGGCUUCCAGCAGCAGCAGCAGCCAACGGCAGCCGACCACUUUAUGUGCUAAAGGAUGGAAAGCUGUUCAUGAUGAAAAGUGCUCUUGGUGCAGCUGCUGGCGGCAGCAGGAUCUCAUCAGCUCCCACUUUGAAUGUCGCUUCGGUGACAACAAGUGCAAGUUUGUCAAGUCAAGACACCAGGGUUACCACAUCUGCAACUGUGCCAAGCACAUCAAGCAAAUCACUCGUCAUCCCUCAAAUAACAACGGCUGUAAAUCAGCUCGUAAAAGGUAGCAGUGCUUCUGCAUUAGUUACAGCUUCCACUCCAGAAAGCAAAGGGAAUGAAGGAGUGCCUGUCAGCUCACUUGGGAACCAGCCAAUGCUCACCAUUAACCCUACGGUGCUUCUCAAACCUCGCUCGUUGGUAGCUGCUGUUCCUACAGCUGUACGCAUGUCAGUGCCAAAAUCAUCCCUCAUUGCAAAUGAGACGCUGCAGACUGCUAAUAAAGCAAAUUCAUUGCUGGCACAGCGUUUACCACCACACAGUUCUUCUAGCACUCCAACUUUACCAAGGCUUUCUGUGAAAUCUGGAAAAAGCCUCCUUAAACCUGCAGUAAGCCUUCUUAAGUCUAACAUGGCCUCAGCGGCCACAGCGAAUAAAUCCUCCAGCUCAGCUGUGUCAUUAUUGAGGCCACCAUUGUCACCUUCAGUGUUAGGAAAGUCUGAUGUGGUCACUGCAAACAAGCGCAUCAUUCUUGGGCGUACCACUGGUUCUUCAUCCAUUACAACCACCUCUCAGCAAGCACUUACUUAUAGAGAAGUGCUCAAAUCUGUAGUAAAAUAUUGUCCUAAUGGAGGAGAAGAUGAUGUAUGGCGAGCUGUUCGCUGGAUGAUAAGAAAUUUGCCUCUGAUCAAUUCUGAGGCGAAGCAUCCAGAAUUCAAAAUUCUUCACCCAUACUCUGCACCCAAUGAGGAGAUAUUUUGCUCAUGGAAUAUAGGAAAACAACGUGCUUGUGAGUGGUUACGUGCUAAAAUAGCCCGUUCUUUGCUACGAGAUGCUGGAUGGGAUCUGCAAAAUGUGUGGACUACCAGAGAAAUAGUACUUUGGGCUCGCUUUCAUGGAUAUACCCCUGGUUUGUCAGUGGCAGAUAAACCUCAGCCAAGAGAUUCCUCUUGUGGUGGUGAUUGUGUAAAUCCGAUUGCAACAAUAUGUGCAUAUGGAGAAAUAGCAGCUGUUGAGGAAUGGCUUACCGCCCAAGAAAGGUCCUCCUCUUUGUCCUCAGCGUCUCGAAUAUCAGAUGUAACUGGUCCUUCUGAUGAAUCUGAGGAAGAAAUUGACAUCGUCUCCAGUGGAUCUCCUCUUCAAACCAAAAUAAAACAAGAGCCUGGUGUUCUGCACACCCACAAAGAGACAGAUGAAAUGCCUCUAGAGCCACAUUUACACUCUAUUGGUGAUAUAGUAUUGAAAUCACUCAAGCGGUUGGGUCUCCGAGUUUCGUCAGAAGAAAUUGUCCCUGGUGUGCACUAUCCUGCUGCUCACAGAAUGCUUAUUCAGGCUGUCCAAUCAUUAGCUGAGGACCUGUCAAGGAGGGCAUUUUCAGAGGCAUGGGGGAGGGAUAUUUCCAGGCGCCCAAGAAAUGUUGAACCAUCUAAUGUUUGCAGUGCGCUUUGCCAUCGACCUGAAUUUGAUCUUUUUACUUGUGCUGGUCUUGGAGUCAAAGCUGUUAGUGAUUCUAUUAUCGAUAAAAGUUCUAAAAAAAUCUGAAAUAAAUCAAUUUUUAUAGAUUGACAGCUAAUUGUAUCCCUUAUGGAAAGGGAAGAAACGACUGAUUAAUUAAAGUAUUUAGUUAUUUGCAGAAUAUUGUUCAUUGAAAAUGUAUUGCGUGCCACUUGAAAUUUAAGAGUUACCAUUUAUCAGCACAAUGAAAUGUUCUUAUAAGAAUCUCAAAACAUCAUGAGAAGGGCAAAUGUUUAUUCUGGACAGGGUAUUUUUGAAUGAAGACUGUUCUUCCAAAAUAGGAACAGCGUGUUUUAGGAAUCCUCUUUUCUUUUUCUGUGUUCUCUUGAGUGGUAUCCUAAAGUAGAACAAUUUAAUGGUGAUAUUUAUUCCCAAUGCAAUAUUUAUUUACACGUCCUAAGUUAUUUUUAGCAACAUUCAGCUCAUGAAGUUUCUCUAGUACUAUUUUUGUACAACUAUGUUUCAAAAUUUCUCCUUGCCUCGUCAAUGAACCUGGAGGGGGGGGAAUGAAAAAUCGAUGUCUUUCUUUCAGUAGGGGGUCCAUCUGGUUGUAAAUGUCUUCUGUUGCAAUAAACAGUUUUAUGUAAUUUAA